Fusarium vanettenii 77-13-4 is the source of this 1119-nucleotide messenger RNA. RefSeq lists its product as uncharacterized. Lineage: Eukaryota; Fungi; Ascomycota; Sordariomycetes; Hypocreales; Nectriaceae. Gene Ontology annotation, cellular component: mitochondrial nucleoid; mitochondrial chromosome. The transcript is spliced from 7 exons. The record is from RefSeq and is a predicted model, not a curated record. Gene Ontology annotation, molecular function: single-stranded DNA binding. Gene Ontology annotation, biological process: interstrand cross-link repair; recombinational repair. The coding region runs from base 1 to 1005 and encodes 334 amino acids.
AUGACCAAGGAAGAGAGCCAAGCGCAGCAAAAGGCGGAGGAGGAAGACGACGAUGAACCCGAUGAGUGGGACAAGCGGAUCUUUAGCACCGGAUGCGCAGAGGAAAACACCAAGAUGACGGAUUGCUACUUUGAAAAGAAGGAUUGGCGAGCGUGCGCUUCAGAGGUGUAUAUCCUCGCCUCACCCACCCCCGCCAUCACAUUUACAAUGUUUGUCCCUCGCCGGGCUCUCUUUGCGGCCCAGAGGCUGCCCUUUGCCCGGGCUCGCCCAAUUGCUGAUGUUACCCUUCAGAAGCCCGAUGAGGACGUCACACAGAUCGCCGCCCCCGCCAAGGCCGGAAGCACUACGAGCGGUCCGAGCAACCCAUACCAGCCUGCACCCGUGGCCGAAAAGUCAUUGAGCGAGUCGACACCACCGAAGCAGGAACCUCUGGGCUCACCUCGUGUUUGGGAUGGCAGGCACGUGGAUGCGCCCCAUGAGGUUGACUGGGAGAAGAGCUGGUUCGGAAUUGGGUCCAAGCCCGUCACUUCGGAACAAAACAGGGUCCUCGCGCGGGCAAUCAACCCGGACGACGUCGAGGUUAAGCCUGACGGUAUCGUCUAUCUGCCAGAAGUCAAGUACAGACGGCGGUUGAACGAGGCGUUUGGACCUAUGGGAUGGGGUAUGGUGAACCGUGGAGAUGUGGUUGUGGGAACUAAUAUCGUGACGCGCGAGUACGCACUCAUCGUCAACGGCCGCUUCGUCUCUCAAGCACAGGGUGUCAACAACUACUUCUCCGCCGAAGGUCUCCCCGCCGCCAUUGAGGGUUGCAAGUCCAACGCCCUGAUGCGAUGCUGCAAGGAUCUCGGAAUCGCCUCUGAGCUCUGGGACCCCGUCUUCCUGCGCUGGUUCCGAAAGCACUACAUGGAGGAGCGCUGGGUCGAGCACGUCACCACCAAGAAGAAGAGGACCUUUUGGUACAAGAAGGGACUCGCCGAGCCAGUGUUCCCCUACAAACUGGUUUAAAGAAAUGACACGUUCAUGACUAAUUGGGUAGGGGAGGUGUAUAACUCCCUGUGUACUUUUCAUGUGUAUAGAACGAGGAUUGGUUCAGGGUAAAAAAACGUUGGACGACUGUAA